Molecule: messenger RNA, 390 nt
Organism: Fusarium graminearum PH-1
Lineage: Eukaryota; Fungi; Ascomycota; Sordariomycetes; Hypocreales; Nectriaceae
Exons: 1
Coding region: 1-390 (129 amino acids)
Source: RefSeq, a predicted model, not a curated record
AUGUCAUCUUCGAACGGGCAAGCUCCCACGACGACACACAAUGUCGCGUUGACGGAGGAGCAAAUCGAGAUGGCACUCCAUGGAGCCAUACGCGAUGCCACCCAGAAGCAAUACGCGAUCAACCAGAAGCGACGCGAGAUCACUAAGGAGCAACACCAGUUUACGAAAGCUCGACGCAAGGUCGCAAAGCUUCGACGACACCUGGAAGAACGACGAGCAGCAAACUCGGCUGCUUCCGAUCCCUUGCCUCGUGGCAUUAUGGGAAUAUGCCAGGAUCCCGAGACCCUUGCUCGUCACGCCGCAGAGGUUAUGGCUCAACCUGGUGUUGUAGGGGUCACUUUCCACGUUGAGCGGUUCCAGAACGAGACUGAAGCCGAGAGACGUGUCUGA